Molecule: messenger RNA, 2085 nt
Organism: Drosophila montana
Lineage: Eukaryota; Metazoa; Arthropoda; Insecta; Diptera; Drosophilidae
Exons: 5
Coding region: 125-2014 (629 amino acids)
Biological process (GO): regulation of transcription by RNA polymerase II
Cellular component (GO): nucleus
Molecular function (GO): protein binding
Source: RefSeq, a predicted model, not a curated record
AAAAUCUCCAACUAAAACCGAAAGAAUUGAAACAUUUUCGGAUAUUUUCAUUUCAGAUGCGAGCAGCAAACGGUUAACAAAGACACAUUUAUGUGAGGAACACAGGAACACAGCUUAAUGAAUUAUGGAACAUGUGAAUACAACAAAUACAAGGCAACAGCAACAACAACAGCAGCAGCUGCAGCAAAAUCAACUGGAGCAGCAGCAACAACAUAGCGAAAAUCAACAACAAUUCUGCCUGAGAUGGCAUAAUCAUCAGACCAGCCUGCUUAGCACGCUGCCGGUGCUGCUGGAUCAAUCGCAGCUCACGGAUGUGACCAUUUCGGCGGAGGGGCGGCUUCUGCGGGCGCAUCGCGUGGUGCUGAGCGCCUGCAGCAGCUUCUUUAUGGAAAUCUUUCGUGCCCUGGAGGCCAGCAAUCAUCCGGUCAUCAUAAUACCCGGCGCCAGUUUUGGCGCUAUUGUCGCCCUGCUAACGUUCAUGUACUCCGGUGAGGUGAAUGUCUACGAGGAGCAGAUACCCAUGCUGCUCAAUCUGGCUGAAACAUUGGGCAUCAAGGGCCUGGCGGAUGUGCAAAAUAAUAAUCUACCCAAGACAACGAAAAAUGCUCCGUGCAGCACACCGACAGCCUGCAUGGAGCCCGCCAGCGUGGACAAGCCGCUGGGAUUUGAUGCAACUAGAACACCUUCGCCAGAGGCCACGCCCACAGCUACACCCAGUCUGGUCAUGCCGCAGCUGCCAAAUCCCACGCUGCAAGCGCCACUGCUGGCCAACAAAUUGGGCUCGCCAUUGGAGAAUUUCUUUCUAAAGUCGCUGCAGUUCUAUCCGAAUCUCUUGCCGCAACCAUUGAACUUCUCGCAAACGGCGCUGAACAAGACCACAGAGCUGCUGGCCAAGUACCAGCAGCAGUGCCAGCUCUAUCAGAACAGCCUGGAGGAGGACGAUUGUUACGGGUCCAAGCGGCUGAAGACUGGCAGCGGUGCCACUGGCAAUCCAGGCAACUCAACGGCACAGCAACAAAAGGAUGUUAAGCGCAUAGACAAGAUCGUGGAGAAUCUAAGGACUAGCAAUAGCAACAAGUCGCCCAUGGAAUGUGCUGCUCCGAACUCAAUUGUGGCCACUUCACCGGUCACACUUGCGCCACAGAGCAUGUCGCACUUCUCCCCGCAGCUGCCUGUGGUCAAGUCGUCGCCCAGCUACAAUAAUCCAUUGAGCGCCGGCCACUUGUAUAGCAGCGCCAAGCUGCCUAGUUACAGUGCCGCUGCCACGCCCACAACGGCACAGCAAGCAUCCCACCAGGCGGCGUCAUCACACCAUGCCAGUCCGCCCUACAUCACGCCCGAGGAUCACGUCAAGCUGCAGCAGCACAUCGAACAGUAUGCGGCCUGCCAACGGGAGGCUGCGGCCGCUGCAGCAGCUGGACAAUUGAUUAGCGCCAAGUCGGAGCCGAAUCUGUUGUCACUCAGCGCCGAGAAGAUGCCAACGGCCAACAAGCCGCCGUCCAACUCCAAGCUGUAUGCCACAUGCUUCAUCUGCCACAAGCAGCUCAGCAACCAAUACAAUUUGCGCGUGCACCUCGAGACCCAUCAAAACGUGCGCUAUGCGUGCAAUGUUUGCUCGCACGUGUCGCGCAGCAAGGAUGCACUGCGCAAGCAUGUCAGCUAUCGGCAUCCUGGCGCGCCGUCUCCCUGCGAGAACGAGGCCCGACGCAAGCGCGUCACAAAGCUGGCAGCUCAAUCGAUCUCCGCCGCUGCGCCGUCCGCUACGGCAACCAGUAGCGAUGUGGCCGCUGGCGAAGCAUCAGGCUCCGGCGCGGGCUCAGGCUCAGGCUCGAGUGGUGGUUCGGGCUCAGGUGCGCUCUCCUCCAAUCCUUACCUUUUUCUUCCCAAUCAGUUUCAGCUGGCCGCCGCGGCGGCUGCUGUUGCCGUGGCCGAAUCGAAUACAGCAACCAGCCUGGAUGUAGCGCACGAGGUGCCCGUUUCCAUGAAGAGCGAAACGGACACAUCGACCAUUUGAGGCAGCACCACAAAUUUAACUCGUUAAACACGCACUCAAACACACACACACACACACACUCGCACACACAC